AUGACGGAUACAAUUGUCGUGGAGGGACAAGUCAAGUUUAGAGAUGGGAAAAAGUGGAAGUCUCGGUGGGUCGUUGUUCGGAAGCCUUCUCCUGUCGCAGACUGUCUGUCUGUGCUGGCCUACAAAGACAAGAAGAAAACCAAGGAGCGUCUUGGUGUGACACUGGAGGGCAUCUAUGGUGUGGAACCAGGGCCGGGCCAUGAUGGUGUGAGCUUCACCCUCUCCAUCCUCUGCCUGGCACACACACUGGUGCUGGGCUUCCACAGUCGAGAGGCCCUCCUGGCCUGGGACGCCCGUGUGCGCUACGGCCUGGGAGAAGUCCACAGAUUUGGUGUCAAUGUGGAGCCCGGUACCAAAUUGGAGAUUGGCCCCGCCUCCCUCCACCUGUGCAACAACCUGUUGGCCCUCACCAGGGGCCUCCCUCCCAUGAUCAUUGGCCACUGGAAGUUGUCCGCUUUACGUCGAUAUGGCGCCGUGCCGAACGGCUUCGUGUUUGAAGGCGGGACUCGAUGUGGAUUCUGGGCAGGAGUUUUCUUCUUAUCCUGUUCAGAUGGGGAGCAGAUCAGUUUUCUGUUUGACUGCAUUGUCAGGGGCAUCACCCCCAGCAGGGUCCCGCGUGGGCUGCGACCGACCCGGCCAGAGAACCUCAAUGCUGACCCGGCAUCAGUUGAAGAACGCAUCAACCAGGAAGCCUCAGAGCUGGAGAAAAGACUCAGCAUGCUGUCCACUUGCAGCCUAGCGAGCAGCACAGCCUCCACUUACAGCUGCAGAACAUCUGUUGCCGGGGACGACCGUAGCAGCAUUUCCAGCUCCUCCUCCAGCCAGUCAGACACCAGCUACGGGAGCCGACGUACUUUCUGGGCAGAGCCGUUAGCGAAGUUGCACCUCCCCAGCGAAACGGCAUCAAGCUCGUCCACGCUGAAGGUCUUGACCACUUCGGAUGACCGCCUCUAUGCUGCUGUGAUGGGAGACUGUGGUCCAUCUUCCACACAACUCCAUCCUCGUGGUCUCCAUGACAGUGGGCGUCAGAGCUCGUUGGACAGCGGCAUUGGGAUAGCGACCGGGAGCUCAGGCAGCUUCUCCUCCUGUACAGGGAGUGUGGACAUAGCCCCUCAGUGCUCAGGGGAGGAAUUUGGCUCCGUGGCCAGUCUACCCGGUCCUCCUCCUCCCCCCAAUCCUCCGCCUUCACCUUCCCAGUCCACACCUCGCCUUGAGCACAGUGAUGGCCCCUCGUGUUCCUCUAGAUGCAUCUGUCAAGCAUCUCAGAGGUUUAGUGAUGAGUGCCAGAAUUCCAGCCUGCUCAGAUUACACUAUGAUACGCCCAGAAGUGUGAUCCAAAACAGGGCCCUGAGGGACCCCUCGGCUAUUCAGGAACACAGCACGAUGUGCGGAGAUCGCCUCGCAAGUCAGGACCAAGCGCAGACAGACGGGCUUCCGGGACCCGAACCUCAAUGGCAGGCUUUAAUGCAGUGCUCCCUCACCUGGCCCCGUGAGAGGACGCCCCCUGUGGACACUGAGUUCAAGUCCACCCCUCAGCAACUACUCUUACCUGGAAGGUCACCUUCUGGAGAAAAACAGUGCUGUCAUGGGUUUGAUAACUACAUCACUCCAGAGCAGUGGCGCUCAGCGAAAAGCAGAAAUUUAAUGAUGCAGGUUGGCAACUUCUCAUCAGGUCCAUGGCCUGCUGCUGAUUCACCAGACCAGCUGUGUGUGAGAGAGGAUCGCCAUGACAGCCAUCUGAUGAGGAUGCUCUCCUCGGUGCCACCCUCCGGCCCUCUGCAGUCUAUCACACUGAGUACAGCCAGGUCAUACUCAGCCUGUGAAGAGGGCUCCAUCAUCAGGUACACCCACCGAAAGAACAGCGCCAUGGAAACGGCUCAGCCAGUGGGUGUGGAGCACCCGCUGGGCAGGGAGGGCCGAGGGACUCAGAUGGACAACAGGCGGCAAGGGCCACCGCACUGACUUUGUUACCACCUAAGUGGAUAAUAUUUCAGUGCUUAUUCACUGCAGUCUCAGAAUAAGCUAAACAUCUCCCUUUAACCUCCAGUUUUCUGCUGAUCCGUAAUUACCGAACAAUCCAUUCCACUGAUAAUACAGUAAAUGCCUGGGAAGUCUGUGGAUGCUUAUUGAUGCGCAGUAAUCCCCCGCAUAUUCACGGGUCAUGUUUCUUUUUUUAAAGCUACAUGAUUUGCUUAAAACUCACCUAUAUGUGGUUCUCUAUGUAUUUUUGUGCUUGCUAUUAAGGCCCUAGCUGCCAAAAGAUGUCGCCAAACCCAACCUUCCUUGGAUUUUUCUGAACUCAAAACAUCUGUAAGCCAUUUAUUCAGGGUAAUGUAAUAUAUCAAAUAUAAAAUACAGUAUAAUCUAUUUUUCCAGCCUGGUAGAAGUGGUAUUUGAUUGACGGUUGAGCAGGACGUGGUUUUAGCACAUUCAACAGACACGCCCACAAUGUUCCAGAGCAAAGAGAACAGUUUGAUUAUUCACCCAUUUGAAGCCUCAUUUAAAAUGUAGAUUUUUUUCAAUUAUUCAAAUUUGGCAGGGUUGUUCACAACUUUACAAUUUCACUUUACAAAGACUUUAAAAUGUUAUGGGAUCAUAGUUUGUGGUUUAUUUAUGGAUUAAACUAUUAAUAUAGGCAAUGACUUGCAGUGCCCAGUCCCUAUCCCACUCUGAAUAGCGGGGGAUUACUGUAUUUGUUGGGAGUUUAUUCAUUAGUGUGUGGUGUCAUCCUUACCUGCAUAUGUUAAUCCCACAGAAUAGGUCAGAUCCCUUGAAGAUUCAUAUUAGGUUCCUUUUUUUUUGCUGCAUGACCGUUAAAUCUGAUGAGGCUCCCGUUGGAGGAGAAAGAGGCUAUUCAGCAAUAUAUUGAAAUGUCACCCUUUUAAUUGGUUUACCUUGCACUGUUUGGGUGUGCAUCCAUCUGGUGCGCUUAAAGGUUCGCCCCCACCUGGCGUUACACGAAAUUGUUUCUUUUUUCACAAAGCCGGCAGACAAUAUGACCGCAUGACAAACUCAGGUCCUGCUGUCAUUUGACUGUUUGGAGUCCCGGCGCGCUUGGCAAUCAUUCCACAUCAGAGCUUAAGUGUGUUCGAUUGAAAAAGCAGCUUCAGCGUUAUUUCUCAGGUGCACAGUUCAAGUAUCCAGUGAGAGAGUGAUGAGUCAGCCAGUACCAUUCUUCAUCACAGUAAUCGAUGCCUAUGCUCGUGGUCCGGGAGAGGGCACAAACUGAUGAAUGGUAAGGCUCUGCGUGUGAUCCAAUUUUCCACCCCUCUCUUGAUGUCAUCAAGACAAAUAGGCUCAUAUUUGACGCCAAUUUACUUUUAUGGGACUUGUGUGUCUGAGGAAGAAGAUUAUGAUGCUGAGUCAUAGGAUGUGCGUAUUUUCUCAGCAGUAGUCCGCUCAUUUCACCACAUGGAUGGAUUUCCCUGACAAAGCUUGUAAAUAGCAAAUGCGUUUAUUUAUGCCAAAUUCAUAUGAAUGAUAUUAAAGUAUAUUUUUCAAAUAUUACUCUUUGAUGUU
Phycodurus eques (leafy seadragon) is the source of this 3519-nucleotide messenger RNA. RefSeq names its product docking protein 7b (gene dok7b). Lineage: Eukaryota; Metazoa; Chordata; Actinopteri; Syngnathiformes; Syngnathidae. Bases 1 to 1962 code for a protein of 653 amino acids. The transcript has 12 exons. The record is from RefSeq and is a predicted model, not a curated record. Gene Ontology annotation, molecular function: protein kinase binding. Gene Ontology annotation, biological process: positive regulation of protein tyrosine kinase activity; neuromuscular junction development.